AUGGUGGAGGAGACAAGCUCAGGCGGUGGCUCAUCAGCUUCUCCGAUCAAAACCAUCGUGGUUUUGGUACAGGAGAACAGGUCUUUUGAUCACAUGUUAGGUUGGUUCAAGGAGCUAAACCCUGAAAUCGAUGGAGUAUCCGAAUCCGAACCAAGAUCCAACCCGUUUUCCACAACAGACCCGAACUCUGCUCAAGUCUUCUUCGGCAAAGAAUCUCAGAACAUUGAUCCUGACCCCGGUCACUCCUUCCAGGCGAUCUACGAGCAAGUUUUCGGGAAACCGUUCAGUGACGAGAGUCCAUACCCGGCUCCGACAAUGAACGGGUUCGUACAAAACGCAGAGGCCAUCACACCAGGGAUGUCGGAGAAAGUAGUCAUGCAAGGGUUUCCACCGGAGAGGCUUCCCGUGUUCAAGGAGCUAGUCCAAGAAUUCGCCGUAUGUGAUCGGUGGUUCUCGUCUUUGCCUUCGUCGACGCAGCCUAACCGUUUAUACGUCCACUCGGCGACAUCAAACGGUGCGUUUAGCAAUGAUACUAACACACUUGUACGUGGGUUUCCUCAGAAGACAGUGUUUGAAUCACUUGAAGAGAGUGGAUUCACGUUUGGGAUUUACUACCAGUCUUUUCCUAAUUGCCUAUUUUACAGGAACAUGAGGAAGCUGAAGUACGUGGACAACUUCCAUCAAUACCACUUAAGCUUCAAGAGACACUGCAAAGAAGGGAAGCUUCCAAACUAUGUGGUCAUCGAACCUAGAUACUUCAAAGUUCUGUCGGCUCCAGCAAAUGAUGAUCACCCAAAAAACGACGUGGCUGAAGGCCAAAACCUAGUCAAAGAGAUCUACGAAGCCUUAAGAGCUAGCCCUCAGUGGAACGAGAUUCUCUUCGUUCUAGUGCUUCUCCUGCCUUAUACCCGGGACGGGCCUGAUGAGCAUGGUGGUUACUAUGACCAUGUCCCUACUCCUGUCACUGGAGUUCCAAAUCCUGAUGGUCUUGUCGGUGGUCCUCCGUUUAACUUUAAAUUUGACCGGCUUGGUGUUAGGGUUCCUGCAUUGCUGAUCUCACCUUGGAUCGAACCUGGAACUGUGUUACACGAGCCAAAUGGACCAGACCCAACGUCACAGUAUGAGCAUUCAUCGAUUCCAGCUACACUGAAAAAGAUAUUCAACCUCAAGAGCUUUCUUACAAAGCGUGACGAAUGGGCAGGAACAUUUGAUGCUGUCAUCAACCGAACCAGCCCAAGAACUGACUGCCCUGUUACAUUACCUGAACUUCCAAGGGCAAGAGCCUUAGACAUUGGAACACAAGAAGAAGAUGAAGAUCUCACGGAUUUUCAGAUCGAGCUGAUACAAGCAGCGGCUGUUAUAAGAGGUGAUCAUAUCAAAGACAUUUACCCGUUGAAGCUAGUGGACAACAUGAAAGUUUCAGAUGCGGCCAAGUACGUAGAGGAAGCUUUCACUAAGUUCUAUGGUGAGUCUAAGAAGGCUAAAGAGGUAGGUCGUGAUGAACAUGAGAUCGUUGAUCUUUCUCAGGGAACUACUCGUCACUCAAGUCCAAAAUCUUUAAUUCAGAAGUUUUUCUCUUGCUUGAUUUGUGAUAAUUGA
Eruca vesicaria subsp. sativa (arugula) is the source of this 1599-nucleotide messenger RNA. The record is from the annotation of a GenBank genome assembly. Lineage: Eukaryota; Viridiplantae; Streptophyta; Magnoliopsida; Brassicales; Brassicaceae.